Molecule: messenger RNA, 1268 nt
Organism: Dioscorea cayenensis subsp. rotundata (Guinea yam)
Lineage: Eukaryota; Viridiplantae; Streptophyta; Magnoliopsida; Dioscoreales; Dioscoreaceae
Exons: 1
Coding region: 106-558 (150 amino acids)
Source: RefSeq, a predicted model, not a curated record
CGAAAGCAGUGACCAUAUCUCAGUUCUUAAAUACACCACCCUCGAUGGUUCUCCCCAUUCGAAAUCCCUAAAAAAGUUGGAAAAAAUCGAGAAAAAAGUUCGAGAAUGGAGAGAUUCAAUGGAGGAUUGAAGACGUAUUGGAAGGAGAAAGCGUACCGGAGGUUGGAUUCGCCGGAGGGGAAGCGGCGGAGGAGGCGACGGCGACUGGCGAAGGCUGAGCUAGGAGAUGGGAGGCGGCGAGGGUUUUGGAGGAUUCGGAGCCGGAUCCGGAUCGCUUCGAGGUUUCGAUCGCUGAGAAAGGCGUCGCCGAGAAGGAUCUUGACGUGGAUCCGUGACGCUUAUGUGCGGCUGAUGCUGGCUUUUGCGAGAUCGGCGGCGAUCCGCGGUGGGUAUGGGUAUGGGUACGGCGGCGAGGCGGUUGCCGGGUUCUCGCGGCCGGCGGUGAAGGAGUAUGAUGAGAAGGUGCUCGUCGAGAUCUAUAAAUCGAUAUUGGCUCGCGGUGGAGGGAUCGUGGCCGUUGGAUCGGAGAUGGACGGUCAGAUCGUCGUGAACAGAUGAGUAGUGUGCCGUUUGGUGAAUAAAGGGUAUUAUUGGUUUUAAUUUUUCGUUUUUUUAAUGAGAAAAUAGUUUUCUUUUGGUUGGGAAUUAGAGAGAAAAAAGGAAUAAUUGAUUUGGGGUUUAUCCAGUGAAUAAAUUAAAAUUAAAAUAUAAAAUUGAUGAUAAUUAUAUGAUUGGACACAUGGGAUAACUAAAUUAUCGGUUAAUAAUUACGUCCUUCAUUAAUUUUGAUUGCAUGUGUAUAUAUAUAUUUAUAUGGAUAUUGACAAUGACUAGACAGGUCAAGUAUAGUGUCAAAGUGACUUAACAUGGCUCGUAGGUUCACAUAUAAUCAAUAAGGUUCUAUUUAUUUGAAUUGACCAUUUUAUCCAUCUACAUCUCACCUUCUCAGCAGCAAGACUUACUAAUAAUCAAAUGUUCUAUUGAUAAUAGGUCUUUAUUAAAAUUUUUCAUAAAUGGUGAAAGUUUGAAUUAUGAGUAAUAGUAUAUUUCUGGAAGUGCGAGUAAUAGUUAUGUGUGAAUGGUCUCUGUGGUUACAGACUCUGCUCCUAUUUGUUAUAUUGUGUCUAGAUUUGACCACGGUUCGGUUUCGGUUCAAAACCGCCGGUUCCGGUUUUAUAAACUAUAGAACCGGAACCGAACCAUAGUCAUAAGGUUCCGGUUCUCGGUUCGGUUCCAAUACGAUUUCGGUUCCAGUUCGGUUCUAAAUA